This is a messenger RNA of Dibothriocephalus latus, 315 nucleotides long. The record is from the annotation of a GenBank genome assembly. NCBI's taxonomy places the organism in Eukaryota, Metazoa, Platyhelminthes, Cestoda, Diphyllobothriidea, Diphyllobothriidae.
AUGAAAACAAAUGGCCUUCCCAGUCACGAUAGCUUUUCUUUCGGUGAAAAUUAUGCUGCCAGUAACAACUACUCAAAACGAGCUCAACUUAUGCGAAGCCGCGCAGACAACCUUGUUCGGAAUGUGAUUAUGCGCCAGAUGAGCAAUGCCCUAGAGGAGGUGAAUGAUACCCCAAAACGUAAACUGGGUUUUUUCAAGGAUCACAAGCAAUCCACCAAACUGGAGGGCGACAACAGUCCCCUAAGGAAUUUCAUCACUGGACACUAUGACGUCUUCUCCAAAUAUUGCCGGACGAGAAACAACAGUGAUACGUAA